CCCAGUACUCGAUUUCCUGGGGGCUGGGAUUUUCCCACAAAUCGAUGAGUUGCAGUUCACUUCCGCCGCUCAGUGUUCAUAUAUGUUGUGGCAGACUCGGCAAGUCACCGCAGAACUCGGGCAGGAGGACAAGUCGUUGUAACCAGCAAACCAGAGCAAGCGUUCCCGUUUAUCAGAUUCAUAUCAAGAAAGCAAGUUCUUGUUAAAGAAGAAAAAAAUGAAGAUUAUGAUUUUACUGUCAUUAUUCAGCAUUUGCAUUGAUAUGUCUUUGCAGAGUUAUCUGUUGCAUACAAGAAAAAUACGUACUUUAAGCAGAACAGAUGUAUGCAUAGAAUCACCAUUUGAAAUCUACAGAAGAGGUGAUACCUGGUUGCGAAUUCACAGAAACAAAACACAGCAAUGUAAAUGCAAAAGGAAUGCAAUUUGUUAUGAUGUACGCACAAAAGAAUGCAGCACAAACAAAUGUCUAAAUGGAGGAAGCUGUGCUCAACAUGUGUAUUCGAAGGAUUAUGUCUGUCAUUGCCCUGAGGGAUAUCUGGGUAAACACUGUGAAAUAGACAAUAAAUCCAAUUGCAUUAAUGACAAGGGAAAAGAUUACAGGGGAACAAGGGACUAUACAGUGUCUGGCAAAGAAUGCUUGCAAUGGGACUCAUUUGCUGUUCUUCAAAGAAAAUACAAUGCACAGAGGUCAAAUGCAUUAAAGUUGGGUCUUGGAAGUCACAACUACUGCAGGAAUCCAAGUCAUGCUAAAAAGCCUUGGUGUUAUGUUCAGGGUUCAAUGUACAGGGAAUACUGUGAUAUCCCCAAAUGUGAAAAAGUUGAGUCCAAGUGUGGCCAGAGGGAAUAUAAAAUGAACAAGAUUGUUGGAGGAAAUGAGGCUGCCAUUGAAUCUCACCCUUGGCAAGCAGCACUCUACAUAACUGAUAGUCGAUCCAAAAGUUCAUAUUUUCAAUGUGGAGGAAGUCUGAUCCACUCUUGCUGGGUUCUGACAGCUGCACACUGUAUUCACCCAACAAUUUCCCACUCAUGGUAUCAUGUAACACUGGGAAAAUCUUCAACAAAUAAACCUAGUAAAAAUGAGCAAACAUUUUCAGUGGAAAAAAUAAUAAGCCAUGAAAAUUUCAAUGAUGAUUCCUUUGACAAUGACAUAGCUCUGUUAAAGUUAAAAUCUCAAUCUGGGACGUGUGCAAUAGAGUCAAAGUUUGUCCACCCCAUUUGUUUGCCUUCUAAAUGCCUUAUAUUUUCUGAAAACACUCAGUGUGAAGUUUCUGGAUAUGGGAGGGAAGCUGAGUUUUCUCCUUUCUACUCCAAAUUCCUGAAGGAGGCUAGAGUGAAUUUGAUUUCACAGCAAAAAUGUAGAUCUCCUGAAUAUUAUGGGAAGAAAUUAACCGAAAACAUGUUGUGUGCUGCCCAUCAUAACUGGAAGGAAGAUGCUUGUAAAGGAGAUUCUGGUGGACCUCUUGUAUGUGAAAACAAUGGACGAAUGAAUCUUUAUGGAAUAACCAGCUGGGGAGAUGGGUGUGCCCGACCAAAUAAACCAGGCGUUUACACAAGAGUUUUAAAUUACAUCCAGUGGAUUGAAGAAAACAUGAUUUAGGAGAUUUUAAAAUCACUGGUCUCAUUAUCAGCUGAUCAGUUACAUAAAUGAUUUGCAGUAAAAUUUGUGUUUCUGAUACAAUGAUCCAAUCUACCUCAUUUCUGUUAUUUGUAGUUUUGAAGAAGUUGUUAAAAUGUCAUCUAAGACACAUUUUAUAAACACUACAUUUUAAAUCUUGUCUGCAUCAGCAGUCUCUUCUUUAUUUUUCAUUUGAUAUAGCUAACCCUAAACUUCUCAUUUAUUGGCAAAAUAUUAUUGCUAAUACAGCUGUACGGGAUAUUGGUUAGGCCACUUUUGGAAUAUUGUGUGCAUUUGUGGCCUCCCUCCAAUUGGAAGGAGGUUUUGUAAAUUUGAAAGGGUUCAGAAAAGGUUUAAAGAUGUUCCCAGAGUUGAAGGAUUUGAACCAUCGGGAGAGGUGAAUAAGCUUGGGGCUGUUUUCCCUGGAGUGUUGGAUGCAGACAGAUGACCUUCCUGAGGUUUAUAAAAUCAUGAGGAACAUGAAUAGAAUAAAUAGACAAGGUCUUUUCUCGAGAGUGGGUGAGUCCAGAACGAGAAGGCAUAGGGUUCGAGGGGAGAGAUUUAAAAAGGGACCUAAAGAGACAAUUUUUUCAUGCAGAGGGUGGUAUAUGUAUGGAAUGAGCUGCCAGAGGAAGUGGAGGAGGCUAGCACAAUUACAAUAUUUAAAAGACAUAGAGAUGGGUACAAGAAUAGGAAGGGUUUAGAGGGAUAUGGGCCAAGUGCUGGCAAACGGGAUGAGAUCAGUUUAGAAUAUCUGGUCAACAUGGACAAGUUGGACCAAAGGGUCUGUUUCCAUGCUGUACACCUCUAUGACUAACUUCAUUUUAUUGUGGGUCAUAAGACAUUAAAAUAGGAGCAGAAGUAAGGACUUCAGCGUUUAGAAUCCACUCUACCGUUCAAUAAUAUUAACUUUUUCUGUCUAAUCAGUGUUAAGAAUGCUGAUCAUUUUUGUUAGCAUUCACAAAUAUUUUUUAAAGUUAGAUUAGAUCUCAGAUACAUUGUACAAAUUCUAUUCUGCUUUUAAUAGAGUCAAUUGAUAUGUACUAUGAGUUAACUGUCUGUUUGAAAUUUUUGUUUAAUUUGAACACUUGAAUUACACAUAAAUUAAUCCCAGAAAGCCAUACAAAAUCCUAUUGUACAUAUUUCUUUUGGAAUACCCUUACCUCUUAUGAUCAAACCCAUGUCUAAAUUAUGAAUGUUUUCAAAUCUAUGACAUUCAUCGAGACUUUAAAUUUUGUUUGGAAUUUUUAAGAUCAUAUUAAAUUUACUUUGUAAAAUUGUGACUACAUGUUGUGUUCUUAUGAUAAUUUCAGUUGUGCUUGUCAGUUGUUUCAACAACCAGUGGUUGGACCAAACCUAACAAAUGUUAUCUUUUAAUUACUAAAUGCUAUAUUUGGAUACUAACUUAUAUUUUAUGUACAAGGAUAGUGUCAAUAUUUUAUGGAUAAAUUCACAAAUUGUUCCAAGUUAAUGUAUAGUAUUAAAUGAGAUAUUAUUUAUCCAGUUUGUAUCAAAAAUACCAAAUAAAGUACAUAAUACUGUUAAAAUUCCAAAUUACUUAGAUAGGCUUUUUCAAAAAUAUAGCAUUUGAAAUAGCAUGCCAGGGAUAGGGUGUACAUUUUUAAAGAUAGUAUUAAUUUUGUUGCCCUCGAGGUAGUUCCAUUUUGUGCCAAAUGAAGCUGUGAAAAAUGGCUAAGGAAAGUUCUACGUUUACUUAUCAUUUCAUUUCUGUAAUGAAAGGAAAUGUCUAGUGCUAUACUAGAGAUAAUGUCUGAAAUUGUAUUACAUUGUAUUUUAAUAGUCCCAUGAUAGUUCGUAUAAAUUUUAUUAAUGAUCU
This is a messenger RNA of Hemiscyllium ocellatum (epaulette shark), 3452 nucleotides long. RefSeq names its product tissue-type plasminogen activator-like. The record is from RefSeq and is a predicted model, not a curated record. Gene Ontology annotation, biological process: plasminogen activation; regulation of cell adhesion mediated by integrin; blood coagulation. NCBI's taxonomy places the organism in Eukaryota, Metazoa, Chordata, Chondrichthyes, Orectolobiformes, Hemiscylliidae. Bases 218 to 1597 code for a protein of 459 amino acids. Gene Ontology annotation, molecular function: calcium ion binding; serine-type endopeptidase activity. The transcript is spliced from 12 exons.